UGCAUGGAGCCUUUAACCUGGGGCACAGAGCAGCAGGGGAUGGAACAAAGAUGAACAGGGGGCUGCACAAGAGAUGCUUCAUUUCAGAGGACAGCACCAAAACACUGCUUAAUUAUUUAAGGGGAGUAGAAAAUGCAACGUCACACCCCCUGAGGACACCAAAGCAGUCUUUUUUUUUUUGCUGAUCUUAGCAUCUAGCAUAUUAUAUACUUUAAACAGCAGCAUAUCUGUUGUCAAGCAAGCCUGUGAGCCCAAUCCUGCCCUUCCAGUAGCAUGAUUCUCUCUUUCCAAGGACACCUCUCAUUUUAGAAUCAUUGCCUUUUAUUUUUUAUGUUUAGGACAAACAAUUUAUAGGAUGAAAUAUACCCUGUUUUUGUGUCUUGCAUUUCCUGGAGCACUGGAUCAGCUUUGGCUUGUUACUAAGAAACCUCGAGGUUUGCUUCCGAAGGUGAGAAGCUGUAUACUUCUCAUCUCUUCUAGAAACCAUUUCCGAUCUUGACUGCACAUAUUUCCUGAGUGCCGGAGUCCAAUCCACUGCCAACAGUGAGCCAAAAAUACCAAGCAAAGCUUUUAUCUGGCCCCUAGCUAUGACCGUUGCAACCGGAGAUCUGACAGAUGAAGCGUCGGCUUUGCCAGGUCACCCACAGGACAGUUAUGACCCUGAACCAGAUCAUGAGUGUUGCGAAAGAGUGGUUAUUAAUAUUUCAGGACUGCGGUUUGAAACGCAGCUGAAAACCUUGUCUCAGUUCCCUGAAACUUUACUCGGGGAUCCUAAAAAAAGGAUGAGAUACUUUGAUCCCUUGAGGAAUGAGUAUUUUUUUGACAGAAACAGGCCAAGUUUUGAUGCUAUCUUAUACUUUUACCAGUCUGGUGGCAGAUUAAGGAGACCUGUAAAUGUGCCCUUGGAUAUAUUUUCAGAAGAAAUCCGGUUCUAUGAACUUGGUGAAGAAGCCAUGGAAAUCUUCCGGGAAGAUGAAGGAUUUAUUAAAGAAGAAGAACGCCCUUUGCCAGACAAUGAAUUUCAAAAACAAGUGUGGCUCUUGUUUGAGUAUCCUGAGAGCUCGGGACCAGCCAGGAUUAUAGCUAUCAUAUCAGUUACGGUUAUAUUAAUAUCAAUUGUCAGCUUUUGCCUUGAAACUUUACCAGUUUUCAGAGAUGAAAAUGAAGACAUGCACGGAAGUGGAGGAAAUUACUACUCAUACCCCAAUAGCACAGUGCGAUUUCAAAAAUCAAAUACUUUUACAGAUCCUUUCUUCAUUGUGGAGACUCUGUGCAUCAUCUGGUUUUCUUUUGAGUUUCUGGUUCGUUUCCUCGCCUGCCCAAGUAAAGCUGUCUUUUUUACCAACCUCAUGAACAUCAUUGAUAUAGUUGCAAUCAUCCCUUACUUUAUUACAUUAGGCACGGAGCUGGCAGAAAAAACUGAAGAUGGGCAACAGGGCCAGCAAGCAAUGUCUUUAGCAAUUCUUAGAGUUAUCAGACUGGUUAGAGUAUUUAGGAUCUUUAAGCUCUCUAGACAUUCAAAGGGUCUACAAAUCUUGGGGCAGACUCUGAAAGCCAGCAUGAGGGAAUUGGGACUCCUAAUAUUUUUUCUCUUUAUUGGCGUUAUACUCUUUUCUAGUGCAGUGUUUUUUGCUGAAGCUGAUGAGAGAGAUUCUCAGUUUCCCAGCAUCCCAGAUGCCUUCUGGUGGGCUGUAGUUUCCAUGACAACAGUAGGCUAUGGAGACAUGGUCCCUACAACAAUAGGUGGCAAAAUAGUAGGCUCUCUGUGUGCAAUUGCAGGCGUAUUAACCAUUGCCUUACCUGUCCCUGUUAUAGUAUCCAACUUCAAUUACUUCUAUCAUAGAGAGACAGAGGGGGAGGAGCAAGCACAAUAUCUGCAAGUAACCAGCUGUCCAAAGAUCCCUUCAUCCCCUGACCUUCAAAAGAGCAGAAGUGCCUCCACUCUGAGUAAAUCGGACUACAUGGAAAUUCAGGAAGGGGUAAAUCAUAGCAAUGAAGAUUUUAGAGAGAAGAACUUAAAAACUGCAAAUUGCACAUUAGGAAACACAAAUUAUGUUAAUAUAACCAAAAUGCUAACUGAUGUUUAACUGACUUUUAUUUUCACCACAAAUGUGUCUGGGAGAGUUUCAGAGUUUGUGUAACGCAAUAAUAAGUCUUAUUUCUAGGUGUCUAGUUCUGCAUUGGAAGCAAUAUCUGUGUAAGUGACGUCACACUGCAUUCCUAACUCACAGAAUAUCUGUUGGCGGCAUUACUGCAGUUGCAUUGUUUCCCAAAGACGAGCACAUUAGAUGUAAUUUGAGGUCACAUUGUCAAAAACUCAUGCAGGUCAGUACUAAAAUGCCAAAGCUUGAGACCUCAUGAGGAAAAUAUUUUUUUGCACUUUAGAAACCUAAUGUACAAACCCAGGAAGUUACAUUUCAUGCUUUAAUGUUUAUUCCUUUGGAUACCAAUCCUUUAGGUCUUAAAUGAAUGCAAAUGCAAUGGUGACAUGUCCAGGAGAUACAUAAAUAUAUAUUUCCCCAAGGGGUUAAAUUGCUAUUUGCUAUUCUGAGUUUUCUCGAAUAACAUAUAUUUUUAUGGUGUUUGUAUAUUAAAAUGCUGAUAUUAUUUUUAAAGAAAGAAGGAAAGCUGCUUCACUGCCAUUGCAGUGUGUCUGUGCAGAAACGUGACACAAUGGCAAUCCUGAAAUCGUAUGUGCUUUAUCAUGCAUACUCAGUGUAUUCAAUACCACGUAUCUAAAUGCUUAAAGCUGGUCGGUCUGUAGCUAGGCCUGCCACAAUAUCCACAACCAGUCUUAAAUAAAAAGACAGGGUGAGUUUUGAUACAAGAAUGUAUGAAGAAUGUUGGUGGCACAUAAGUCUAAAUAGCCGAUAAUGGAUACAGCAACAGUUCAAUAAUUAAAACCAGAACUAAAUCAAGUGGAAGUGAAAAUGUUGGGUUGCACAUAUACGCCUUUCCUAUGUAAAAUAAGUAUAUGCAUGUUAUCGGUUCUGACAGUGAUUGUCUAGCAGGUGGAGAAUAUGCGUGUAAUCAUAAGGCGUCAUGAUCCCUAUCAGAUGGGAAAACUACUUUGACUCAUUCCAAUUAUAUUACUUGGGAGGGUUGUAUAUUAUAUCUUAAAAUCCAACGGAUCUCUAAUUCCGAUAGCUUUAGAGAUGUCCUGUUAGUAAUAUUGUUAUAUCUACUCGAUUGACAUUCCAUGUAUUAAGCAUUGCAUAUCAAUUAGGAAUGAUGCAUGAAUAUAUAUUGCAUGCAGGCAAACAUAGUUAACCACACUCUCUUGCACACACAUAUUUUUUUAGCAGAAAAAUUAUCAGCUAUCUGUGUCGCUUUGUCCACUUUUAUAUUAUUUAUACUCUUUAAAGAUAUUAUUUUGAGAAUUUUCCUUAUAGGAAUAAAUAGGUCAAAUCAGGAAAAGGGACACACUGAUUGUACAUUUUAAGAGACUAAAGCUAUUUCUGCGUAUAUUUUGCAGCAAGGAAUGUACAGGGUGUUUUAAAAUACAUUGAUAUAUAUAUAUAUAUAUAUAUAUAUAUAUAUAUAUAUAUAUAUAU
Xenopus laevis (African clawed frog) is the source of this 3554-nucleotide messenger RNA. RefSeq names its product potassium channel, voltage gated shaker related subfamily A, member 2 L homeolog (gene kcna2.L). The transcript is spliced from 3 exons. Gene Ontology annotation, molecular function: voltage-gated potassium channel activity; monoatomic ion channel activity; delayed rectifier potassium channel activity. Lineage: Eukaryota; Metazoa; Chordata; Amphibia; Anura; Pipidae. The record is from RefSeq and is a predicted model, not a curated record. The coding region runs from base 588 to 2087 and encodes 499 amino acids. Gene Ontology annotation, cellular component: juxtaparanode region of axon; voltage-gated potassium channel complex; membrane. Gene Ontology annotation, biological process: protein homooligomerization; potassium ion transport; action potential.